Molecule: messenger RNA, 1839 nt
Organism: Amorphotheca resinae ATCC 22711
Lineage: Eukaryota; Fungi; Ascomycota; Leotiomycetes; Helotiales; Amorphothecaceae
Exons: 2
Coding region: 1-1839 (612 amino acids)
Biological process (GO): fatty acid metabolic process
Molecular function (GO): oxidoreductase activity, acting on the CH-OH group of donors, NAD or NADP as acceptor; NAD+ binding
Source: RefSeq, a predicted model, not a curated record
AUGGCACCCUCGGUGUCCUCCAUCAAAAGCCGACCCGUCGCUGUCCUUGGUGCUGGCGUUCUCGGCCGCAGAAUAGCAUGCACCUGGGCAGCCGGCGGGUGGGACGUACGAAUCCAUGACCCCAACGACAAACAACGCACUGCCGCGCUCCACUACAUCCAGAACAACAUCUCUACCUACAUCAAUGUUACCGGGGCUAUGUCAGGAAAUGUGCAAGCCUUUGAAGAUCUUACUGAAGCAGUCAAAGAUACAUGGACAGUCAUCGAAGCCGUGCCGGAGGAAUUAUCCUUGAAGGUCGAUACCUUUGCUGAAUUGGAGAAAGCAGCUCCGAAAGAUGCCAUUCUUGCUAGUAACUCCUCGAGUUAUAAAUCCAGUGAGAUGCUGGAGAAGGUAGGGACGGAGACUAGGAAGAGAAUAAUGAACACACAUUAUAUGAUGCCACCCGAGAACCGCAUCGUGGAGCUUAUGACGGAUGGGGAGACAAACGAAGAUAUCUUCUACUUUUAUAUGGAGAGGUUGAAGGAGUUGCAAUUGCAUCCUAUUGUGGCCAAGAGGGAGAGCACUGGGUUUGUUCUUAACCGCAUCUGGGCGGCAAUUAAGAGAGAAUGUUUGACGGUUUUGGCGGAGGGCGUUAGUUCCCCAGAAGAACUGGACAAGGUAUGGAUAGAAAUGUUUAGUGGUGGGAAUAUGGGGCCUUGUGCCAUGAUGGAUGCUGUCGGACUAGAUACCGUCAAGUUCAUUGAGGAGCAUUAUAUCCGGGAUAGAGAGUUAUCCGGGGAGAAAACGGUGGAUUUCUUGAAGAAUUAUAUUAAACAGGGGAAAUUGGGCGGCAAGAGUGGGAAAGGGGGGUUCUAUCCUGCUGGCUAUACUACUAAGACUCGGGGGGAGAACACACAUAGCCAUGAGAACCUGCACGCUCCUUCGUUAUAUAUGCUUGAUCUUGGCCUAAACAGUCUCUCAGACCCCCUCCACAGCGGCCGCAUCGUAAUCGGCAGCCCUGAUGGACGCAAGCUUCGAACGAUUGUAUCCGGGCAAGCUCUUCCUGACGGACUCGACAUAUCCCUCAAAACGGGACGCAUCUACUGGACCAACAUGGGGAUUCCUGAGUCUAACGAUGGGACGGUACAAUCCUGCAGACUCGACGGUAGUGAUAUCAAGACCAUCAUCCAACCCGGUUCCGUGCACACCCCGAAGCAACUGAUUAUUGACCAGGAAGGCGACAGGUUGUACUUUUGUGAUCGAGAGGGGAUGAGAGUCAUGAGAUGUAAAAUUGAUGGUUCAGAGCAUGAGACUUUGAUCAAAAGGGGCGACUGGAGAGACGAGAAGGAUGCUGCUAAUCAAAUGAACUGGUGUGUGGGUGUCAGCAUUAACAAGAAAGAGGGAAAGUUCUAUUGGACCCAAAAAGGUCUUUCGAAAGGCGGAAAGGGGAGGAUCUUUCGCGCCAACAUUGAGAUGCCUGAAGGUCAAAAUGCUGAGGACCGUACAGACAUUGAACUGCUGUUUUCUGGACUUCCUGAGCCGAUUGAUAUGGAGAUCGACGAGGACAAUCAGCAGUUAUUCUGGACGGAUCGUGGAGAUCCUCCGAUGGGAAACAGUUUGAAUUCGGUGAAGCUAAGCGAACUGAAGUCACUGAAGGAGGGAGAGAAGAAUCCGCAGUAUGAUAUCUUAGCACGGCAACUGCAUGAGGCAAUUGGUCUGAAACUAGAUCAGGUGAAUAGACAUAUCUACCUCACAGAUCUCGGGGGUUCGGUUUAUAGGUGCGCCAUGGACGGGAAGGACAAGAAGAGGGUCUACGAAGAGGAAUUCUCGUUCUCGGGAAUUACACUUGCACAUGUAUAG